AUGCCCGCACUUCCUUUUCCUGUGGGAGCCGCCGGGUCGAGAGGAGCGUGGCCCUCUCCUCUCCCCGCCAUGGCGUGUGCUCGUCCCCUGAUAUCAGUGUACUCUGAAAAAGGGGAGUCAUCUGGCAAAAAUGUCACUUUACCCGCUGUGUUCAAGGCUCCUAUUCGACCAGAUAUCGUGAACUUUGUUCAUACCAACUUGCGUAAAAACAACAGGCAGCCCUAUGCUGUCAGUGAAUUAGCAGGUCAUCAGACCAGUGCUGAGUCUUGGGGUACAGGCAGAGCUGUGGCUCGUAUUCCCAGAGUUCGAGGUGGUGGGACUCACCGUUCUGGCCAGGGUGCCUUUGGAAAUAUGUGUCGAGGAGGUCGCAUGUUUGCACCAACCAAAACCUGGCGUCGUUGGCACCGUAGAGUGAACACAACCCAGAAGCGAUAUGCCAUCUGUUCUGCCCUGGCUGCCUCAGCCUUACCAGCAUUGGUCAUGUCUAAAGGUCAUCGAAUUGAGGAAGUUCCUGAACUUCCUUUGGUGGUCGAAGAUAAAGUUCAGGGUUAUAAGAAGACCAAAGAGGCUGUUUUGCUUCUUAAGAAGCUGAAAGCCUGGAAUGACAUUAAAAAGGUCUAUGCCUCUCAGCGAAUGAGAGCUGGCAAGGGCAAAAUGAGAAACCGUCGGCGUAUCCAGCGCAAGGGCCCUUGCAUCAUCUAUAAUGAAGACAAUGGAAUCAUCAAGGCCUUCAGAAACAUCCCUGGAAUUACUUUGCUUAAUGUCAGCAAACUGAACAUUUUAAAACUUGCUCCUGGUGGUCAUGUGGGUCGAUUCUGCAUUUGGACUGAAAGUGCUUUCCGGAAGUUGGAUGAAUUGUAUGGCACUUGGCGUAAAGCUGCCUCCCUCAAGAGUAACUAUAACCUUCCUAUGCACAAGAUGAUGAAUACAGACCUCAGCAGAAUCUUGAAAAGCCCAGAGAUCCAAAGAGCCCUUAGAGCACCACGCAAGAAGAUUCAUCGCAGAGUUCUGAAGAAGAACCCACUGAAAAACCUGAGAAUCAUGUUGAAACUGAACCCAUAUGCAAAGACCAUGCGCCGAAACACCAUCCUUCGUCAGGCAAGAAAUCACAAAAUCCGAGUAAAGAAAGCAGCAGCAUUGGCAGCCAAAUUAGAUGAGAAGGCAGCUGCAGAAAAGAGGGCUGGAGAGAAGAAGCCCGUGGUGAGUAAGAAAGGAAAGAAGGCUGCUGAUGUUAAAAAGCAAAAGCAGCCUCUGGGGAAAAAGGCAGCUGCUACCAAGAAACCAGCUGAAAAGAAACCAACAGCUGAAAAGAAAGCUACCACAGAAGAAAAGAAGCCUGCUGCAUAAACAAUUACAAUCUGUUUAAUUACAUAAAGGUCAUAGUAUGGGACAGCUGAGUUGAAUAAAGACCCGAUCAAAGAUGCAGUGAGAAACAUCA
Molecule: messenger RNA, 1438 nt
Organism: Perognathus longimembris pacificus (Pacific pocket mouse)
Lineage: Eukaryota; Metazoa; Chordata; Mammalia; Rodentia; Heteromyidae
Gene: Rpl4
Product: ribosomal protein L4
Exons: 11
Coding region: 1-1347 (448 amino acids)
Biological process (GO): translation
Cellular component (GO): cytosolic large ribosomal subunit; ribosome
Molecular function (GO): RNA binding; structural constituent of ribosome
Source: RefSeq, a predicted model, not a curated record